This is a messenger RNA of Colletotrichum chrysophilum, 408 nucleotides long. RefSeq lists its product as uncharacterized. The coding region runs from base 1 to 408 and encodes 135 amino acids. The record is from RefSeq and is a predicted model, not a curated record. Lineage: Eukaryota; Fungi; Ascomycota; Sordariomycetes; Glomerellales; Glomerellaceae. The transcript has a single exon.
AUGGAACCCAAAAAACGGCACCGCAUACUUCAUCAAAUACUCCUCCGCCGUCAUCUUCAACUCAUACCCCCCGAGCCGGAACUCCACCGCAUCCCCCUCGUGCCCGUCGACGUCCCGCGUCGCCACGCUGUCCAGCAGCGCAAUCGUGCGCUCGCACCGCGCAAUCAGCCUCUCCACCGUAUCCUCAUCGUCGGGCCACACGUGGACUGUGAUCCCGGCCAUGCGCGUGAGCGACUUCUUGGCGAUGUUGGAGACGAGCAGGACGUGGCCUGGCAGGGGAGCAUGCCCUCGAUGAGCGUGGCGGUUAGGAUGGAGUCGGGGGAGUCGGGGAAGUGGAGGGCUGCUUUGGCGAGGAUGCGGGAGAGGACGGCGAGGCCGGUUUUGAAGUGGGGGAUGGAGGCGUUGUAG